This is a messenger RNA of Megalobrama amblycephala (Wuchang bream), 2969 nucleotides long. RefSeq names its product dehydrogenase/reductase SDR family member 11-like. Lineage: Eukaryota; Metazoa; Chordata; Actinopteri; Cypriniformes; Xenocyprididae. The transcript is spliced from 7 exons. Gene Ontology annotation, molecular function: oxidoreductase activity. The record is from RefSeq and is a predicted model, not a curated record. The coding region runs from base 167 to 934 and encodes 255 amino acids.
CGAAGUCCUGGGUGGAAAAUCCAGCAGUUGUCGGAGUGCAGGUUUUAAAACAACUUUGGGCCGGAAAGCUUUGCUGGACCUGGCAACCCCCUGAUCAUCACUGCACAAAAAUGUGACUGCACAGUCAGCUGUCCAGCACUUGAUCUUCCUAAGAGUAACUUGUAACAUGGAUCGCUGGAAAGGCAGGGUUGCUCUUGUCACUGGUGCUUCAGUGGGAAUCGGAGCUGCAAUCGCAAAGUCUCUUGUGCAGCAUGGCAUGAAGGUGGUUGGAUGUGCCAGAAAUCUACAGCAAAUAGAGAAUUUGGCAGCAGAAUGUGUCAGUAGUGGAUUCAGUGGCACUCUGUUCCCAUAUAAAUGUGAUCUGUCUGUAGAGGACGAAGUGUUAUCCAUGUUUUCCUGGAUCAAAGUUCAACAUCAGGGCAUUGACGUGUGCAUUAAUAAUGCUGGUUUGGCUCUUCCAGAGCCUCUAUUGAGUGGUAAAACCAGUGGCUGGAAGACUAUGAUGGAUGUGAAUGUCUUUGGCCUGUCAGUGUGUGUCCGUGAGGCUUACCAGUCCAUGAAAGAAAGAAAUAUUGAUGAUGGCCAUAUCAUUAAUAUUAACAGCACGAGUGGACACCGGGUCGUUAACAACGCUGAUGUACACUUUUACGCUGCCAGCAAAUAUGCCGUGACUGCUCUGACUGAAGGUCUCCGGCAAGAGUUACGCGAGGCCAAAACCCACAUACGUGCCACAUGUAUAUCUCCUGGUUUUGUGGAGACAGAAUUUGCCUACCGGCUCUUUAGUCAAAACCCAGAAAAGGCUGAGGCUGCCUACAAAAUUAUAAAGUGUCUGCAAGCAGAUGACAUAGCGAACGCAGUGGUGUAUGUCCUAAGUGCUCCUCCUCAUGUUCAAAUUGGUGAUGUUCAGAUGAGGCCUGUGGAACAGUUGACUUAACCUGAGGAGAUAAACAGGAUCAGGAAUGAGGAGAUAUGGAGAUAAAUAGGAUCACUGACAUCUUAAUCAUCUAAAAUCUCAUAUAUGGGCUGUCCAAAGUCAGAAUUGCAAACGUCUUGAAAAAAAAUUGUCCUUUUCCACAAAUUUAUGUAUACAAAUUGUAUAAUAUCCAAGGUACACAUUUCUAGUAAUUGUGCAGUUAAUUCUCAUAUUGUAUUUUCAGAAAGUUUUGGAAUAUUUUUCCUCUCCCCAAAAUUGUCACUACCAAAACACAAAAAUAAAUAAUUUAAUAAGAAGGGUUACAUUGACCUAUUAAGAUUUUGUUUACAUCUUCCUUGUAAAUAUAUUUUCACAGGUAAAUCAAUAACAAUUAUAAUUUGAACAAUAUUUCAAGUGUAAUUUAUGAGAUUAGUUGUAUUUUGAAUCCAAUCUUUCUUUGUAAAAGGCAUAAUGUUUAUCAUACUUAUUUCAAAGUUAAGGAUUCAUUAGUUUGAACAUAUAUUGAACCAAACACUAUAAAAGCAUCUUAGUUGAUAAUUCAAUAUACUUUAUUUUUGAUAAAACAUCCCAUGUUUCGGUUGUGACUACACAUUUUCGGUAGCGACCACAUCUUAUAGAAUUUUAACUCGCAUACUAAAACAUACUAAAAUACUAAUGAUUUGCAUAACUGUACUAAAGUUUUGCUUAUUUUUCCCCAAAUAAAUGAUUGUUCCCUUUUGUCACUACCAAAACAAUGAAGACAUGUUUCGGUAGUGACAAUUUUUGAUCCUUUUGAGUCCAGCUCAAAGAUACUAAUCAGCACAUGGUUAGCUAGCACAGUUCUGAACAGUUGUACAAACAUAAAAACUAAAUUUUAUGGAAUAACACCCAAAAAACGAUGCCGUUUCGGUAGUGACUGUUUUGGUAGUGACAAUUUUAGAAACUUUUGAGUCCAGCUCAAAGAUGCUAAUCGGUACAUGGUUAGCUAGCACAGUUCUGAACAGUUGUACACACACAAAAACUAAAUUUUAUCAAAUAACCCCCCAAAAAAGUGCUUAAAUGCAGAAAAAAGGUGUUUGGUAGUGAUGUUCCUUAAAGUUACACACAGAUUUUCAGACUUUUGAACACAUUUAAAUCAAAAUCAUGGGAUCUACUAUGAAAGAGGCUAUGAGAGGGAGGGACACAGGAAUAUUUCCUGAUCAAAAAUGUAGAAGUGUGGUUAAAUCAGUCUCAGCCAAUGAACUAAAACAUUCACUGUUUCAGUAGUGACAUGAAAAUGUGGGACACAUUUUUUUACAUAAAGUUUCAUGAUUUUGAAAUAAAAUCUAAAAUAAAUAUUUAUUUUUUUAGCUUCACUUUUUUUUUAAAAAAAAUCAAAAAUGUAUUUUUAAGAACAACAAUAUUUUCACAAGUUGAAAUUUAGGGGUUAGGGUUCAGGACAGCCACCUCCCAAUUGAAAGUACCCAAUAAAUUAUUAUUAUAUAUAUAUAUAUAUAUAUUAAGCUUACUGAUAUUUUAAAUUUUAUUGUGGCAUUCAAUAGAUAAUAGAAGGAUCUUAGUAAACAUCUAAAAUCAGAAUACUUAAUGCUUUUUAAAUGUGUUUUUGGUUGUGGGACAGCAGUUUGCACCAAUUCUGUAGAAUAGUUUCAAAUAUUAAAUAGGAAAAACCACAAUAAUGUCCCUAUAAACUGUUUCUGCACUCCAGAUCUUUUGAAAUGCAAAUAACAAGAACACAAAACACUGAUAUGUCUGAUCAUAAAGUUUACAUUUUUUAAAUAAUUAUUUAUCAAAUCUAUGUUAUUAAAAAAAGAAAGUUUUGAAAAAAAGAGCUUUUGUGCUCAAGUAUUGAGUUAUCAAUCUUGCAAAAUGCAGAAUGAGUGUAUUUUUUGCUUUACAUUGAUUAUAGUGAUGAAUAUUCACAAAUGUUUUGAAGAUUGUUGAGGAAAUCUGAUGCUUUUUAUACAUUUCUUUUUCAGUUAUGUGCCUGCAGUUCUGAGCUGCUAUCUAUUUUUAAGUGAUGCACUAAUAAAAGAAGAGAGAUUUAUGUCAUGCUUUU